AUGAAGGAAUGGCUGCGAUUCGCCGUGGCGUUCUGGCACACGUUCCGCGGCGACGGGUCGGACCCGUUCGGCUCCCCCACGAAGCACUGGCCGUGGGAGGACGGCACCAACUCUCUCGCCAUGGCCAAGCGCCGCAUGCGCGCGGCGUUCGAGUUCAUGUCGAAGCUCGGCGCGCAGUUCUGGUGCUUCCACGACCGCGACAUCGCGCCGGAGGGCGCAACGCUCGCGGAAUCCAACGCGAAUCUCGACGAGGUGGUUGCGCUGGCGGCGGAGCUGCAGGCGCAGACGGGCAUCCGCCCGCUGUGGGGCACGGCGCAGCUGUUCAAGCACCCGCGGUACCGCCACGGCGCCGCGACCAGCCCUGUGGCGAGCGUCUACGCGUACGCCGCAGCGCAGGUGAAAAAGGCGAUGGAGGUGACGCACCGCCUGGGCGGCGAGAACUACGUGUUUUGGGGCGGGCGCGAGGGGUACUCGAGCUUGGUUAACACGGAUAUGGGGCUCGAGCUGGACCAUCUGGCGAGAUUCCUCGCCAUGGCUGCGGAUUGGAGAGAGAAGUUAGGGUUCAAAGGCACGCUGCUGAUGGAGCCCAAGCCGCAGGAGCCGACGAAGCACCAGUACGACUGGGACGCCGCCACCACGUUAGGGUUUCUCGUGCGCUACAACCUCACGCGGCUCGACGCUGCUACAGGCACGCUACAGCCGUUCAAGCUGAACCUGGAGUGCAACCACGCGACGCUGGCGGGGCACAGCUGCGAGCACGAGCUGGAGACGGCGCGCAUCGCGGGCGUGCUGGGCGGCGUGGACGCGAACACGGGCGACGCACAGACCGGGUGGGACACGGACGAGUUUCUGACCGACCCCGCUGCCGCGACGCGCGUGAUGCUGGCCAUCGUGCGCAACGGCGGGCUGGCGCCGGGGGGGAUUAACUUCGACGCAAAGCUGCGGAGGGAGAGCACGGACGUGGAGGACUUGUUCAUCGCGCACAUCGCGGGUAUGGACGCGCUCGCGCGAGGGCUGCGCAGCGCCGCUGCUAUUAUCGAGGCUGGGGACCUGGACAAGCUGGUGCGGGGGCGGUAUGCCAGCUGGAAGGAGGGGAUCGGUGCGCGGAUUGAGAAGGGCGAGGUGGGGUUUGAGGAGCUGGAGGCGGCUGUGAUGGCGGAUGGGGGCAAGGAGCCGGAGUUGGACAUGUCGACAACUGCUGCUCCCACGGCCAACGGUUUGAAGCUCCUCGACGUGCGCGGGAGGGAGUUCUGCCAGAACGACACGACGCCUCCGAUCAAGGCAUCCACCAUGGACGAGCUUCACCGGCUGCAGAAGAAGAAGUCCAACCCGACCACGCCAAGGGGCUCCACGGGCGGCGAUCAGAACGGCGAGAAAUUCCAGCAGCAGCUCGAGUCUAUCAGCGCGUCUCUGGCAUCUCACGUUCGGGAGCACGGGCCCAAGAUUGUGACGAGCAAGUGCAAGCCGGCGUCGCAGGGCCACAGGGCCGUCGCUCCGUCGCAGCCGUGCGUCAGCGACAGCUCGCUCAAGCUCACGCACGUGCUCUACAACCUGUCGCCUGCUGAGCUCUACGAGCAGGCGAUCAAGUACGAGAAGGGGUCGUUUAUCACGUCGUCCGGCGCCUUGGCGACGCUCUCGGGAGCCAAGACGGGGCGAUCGCCCAAGGACAAGGCGUCGGGGUCGCCCAACAUCGAGAUGGACGCGGAGACGUUUCUCGUGAACCGCGAGCGAGCUGUGGACUACCUCAACUCGCUGGACAAGGUGUUCGUGAACGACCAGUUUCUCAACUGGGACACGGAGCACCGGCUCAAAGUGCGCAUCGUCUCUGCACGCGCCUACCAUGCGCUCUUCAUGCACAACAUGUGCAUUCGGCCGACAGCAGAGGAGCUGGAGAGCUUCGGCAAGCCGGAUUUCACGAUCUACAACGCGGGGCAGUUCCCGUGCAACCGCUUCACGCACUACAUGACGUCGUCCACGAGCAUCGACCUGAACCUGCAGCGCAAGGAGAUGGUCAUCCUGGGCACGCAGUACGCGGGCGAGAUGAAGAAAGGGCUGUUCUCCGUCAUGCAUUACCUCAUGCCCAAGCGCGGCGUGCUCUCGCUGCACUCCGGGUGUAACAUGGGCAAGGCGGGCGACGUGGCGCUUUUCUUUGGGCUGUCGGGCAUGGGCAAGACGACGCUGUCGACGGAUGAGAACCGGGAUCUGAUCGGGGAUGACGAGCACUGCUGGACGGACAACGGCGUGUCGAAUAUCGAGGGCGGGUGCUACGCCAAGUGCAUCGGACUGUCCGCGGAGAACGAGAAGGAAAUCUUCAAUGCCAUCAAGUUCGGCACAGUGCUGGAGAACGUGGUGUUUGACGAGCACACGCGCGAGGUGGACUAUGAUGACAAGUCCGUCACGGAGAACACGCGCGCGUCCUACCCCAUCGAGUUCAUCCCCAACGCGCGCAUCCCCUGCGUCGGCCCGCACCCCAAGAACGUCAUCCUGCUCGCCUGCGACGCGUUCGGCGUGCUGCCGCCCGUCAGCCGCCUCUCCCUGCCGCAGACCAUGUACCACUUCAUCAGCGGCUACACCGCGCUGGUGGCGGGCACGGAGGACGGCGUGAAGGAGCCGCGCGCAACCUUCUCCGCGUGCUUCGGCGCGGCGUUCAUCAUCGCCACGCCCAUCUUCGGCCUGCAGGUCCCGCAUGCCGUCAACGACGUGCCGUCGGAGAUUCUCAUGCCGCAGAACAUGUGGGAGGACAAGGCGGCUUACGAGGCGACUCUGGUGAAGCUAGCGCGGCUGUUCCAAGACAACUUCAAGAAGUUCGCCGAGUACGACGGUAAUGGCAGCGAUGGCAAGCUUGCGGCGGAUAUUCUCGCUGCAGGGCCGCACCUCUAG
Messenger RNA from Closterium sp. Naga37s-1, 2880 nucleotides. NCBI's taxonomy places the organism in Eukaryota, Viridiplantae, Streptophyta, Zygnematophyceae, Desmidiales, Closteriaceae. The record is from the annotation of a GenBank genome assembly.